GUCAGGUGGGUGUUGUCGUGCAGCAGGUGUGGGAUUGUAUUGAGGGAGGGACCGAGAUCUGGAGCUGAUUGGACAAGGUUUUAAAACUCCUCAACUGUACUUUACCUCCACAGCUGCUACAGGAUUGAACUCCAGGUAGGAAAAAACUAAAACAAUGGACCACGAGUAUUUCAGGUCUUAUGAAAUGUGUUGGGGCACCCUUGGAACGGUGCGACCGUUCUCAAAUUUCCAUCCUGUGAAUGAUGUUGAGCAGAUCCAGACUGCGCUCAAUAAGAAAGAUACACUGACCCUACUGAGAAUUUUAACCAAUCGGAGCAAUGCUCAGAGGCAGGCCAUCGCCAUAACCUACCAGACGUCAACACAAAAGAAUCUGGUAGCUAGCAUGAAGAAAGUUCUGUCUGGAGAUCUGGAAUCGCUGCUGGUGGAGCUGCUGAUGCCUCCGGUGCAGUACGAAGCUUACAGGCUGCAGCAGGCCAUGGAGGGUUUAGGCACGGAUGAGGAAACUCUGCUGGAGAUCCUGUGCACCCGAUCAGGGAAUCAGCUUCGAGAAAUCGCCGCUGUCUACAAAGAGUGCUACAAGAAGGACCUGGAGAAAGAGUUGAAAGCGGAAACAAGCGGAGACUUUGCUAAGCUUGUUGUGGCUUUGCUCAAUAAAGAAAAUGUCACCGGCACAGUGCAAAGAGAUCUUGAGUCACUGUCUGCGUCUAUAAACACCAAGAAAGCCGACACAGAGCCGUGGAUCGACAUUCUGACCUCGAGAAACUCAGCCCAUCUCAACAAAGUGCUGUUGGAGCUGGAGCUGCAGAGCGGACAGGAGGUGGAUCAGACUGUGCAGAAGCGAUUCACAGGAGACAUUCAACUGGGUUUGAGCAUUUUAGUGCAGUGCAUUGAAAAUCAAGAUCGCUAUUUGGCUAAAAGACUCGCUACCAUGAAGGCAGAAAUAGUGCGGAGGAUCAUGGUGUCACACUGCGAAAAAGACCUGCUGUGUAUCCGAGCCGCCUUCAUUAAAUUAACGGGCACCUCCCUGUACACGACCCUGCAGAAACGGUUCAAGGGAGACUAUCUGCAAGCUCUGCUGGGCCUCUGUCGAUCUGAAGACUAAAAAACAUAGUUUUGCUGUUUUUAUUUUUAUUUUAAUGCAUUCAUAUAUGUAAAAUAAGCAUACAAAUACACUGAAAUCACA
Molecule: messenger RNA, 1183 nt
Organism: Thalassophryne amazonica
Lineage: Eukaryota; Metazoa; Chordata; Actinopteri; Batrachoidiformes; Batrachoididae
Exons: 13
Coding region: 155-1102 (315 amino acids)
Cellular component (GO): cytoplasm
Molecular function (GO): calcium ion binding; calcium-dependent phospholipid binding
Source: RefSeq, a predicted model, not a curated record